AUGCUAAUACAAGCUCCUAUCCCCAGAACUAGAUUUGCCAUUACUCCAACCAAUGUCCGACCAAUCCAUGUUUGUUUAGACAUGACUCCAACUCGACAAUUUUCCAAUCAUAAUAGCAUCUUGAAUCUGACCUAGAGAUUGGAUGACAGAUUGCCUAUCCGAGCAGUCGUUGAAAAUAAACAUCCACAAUCCAUUAUUGUCAAUAGAGUUCAUGGCAACUCUUUCUCUCAGAAUUAAUCUAAUAAGGAAAUACAAAAUCAGAUCUAAGAAUUGACAAAACAAAGGGAGAAUAUGGCUUAAAUUUUAUCAGAAGCCAUUCGAAAAAACAACCUUCUCCAAAAGUAGUUAGAUAAACUUUAAAGUGAUAAAACUGAGCAGGCACUCUAAUUUUAAGUGAAUUUAGAUUAAUUCCAAGAUUAAAUCACUUAAUUGACUAGUAGGUUAGAAGACCUGAUUAUCGAAAACACUUAGCUUCAAGAAUCUUAUUAGAGUUAGCAAUUUUACAUCGAGUAAUUAGAAUAUUAAGAAAAUGAUCAACUAAAUAUCACAUAACAUUUUGGAUAGAUGUGA
Paramecium tetraurelia is the source of this 570-nucleotide messenger RNA. RefSeq lists its product as uncharacterized. The transcript is spliced from 2 exons. Lineage: Eukaryota; Ciliophora; Oligohymenophorea; Peniculida; Parameciidae. The record is from RefSeq and is a predicted model, not a curated record.